Molecule: messenger RNA, 1179 nt
Organism: Patiria miniata (bat star)
Lineage: Eukaryota; Metazoa; Echinodermata; Asteroidea; Valvatida; Asterinidae
Product: lactadherin-like
Exons: 3
Coding region: 1-435 (144 amino acids)
Source: RefSeq, a predicted model, not a curated record
AUGGUCCAGGCUGCACCCGGUGAUGAUCUGACCGCACUUCGUAACAAGGCUUUCGCGUCUUUCAGAGCCCAGUGCCGUGGUAAACAAGGAUUCGCUGCAGCAUGGUGUUAUGAUAAAAUUACUGAUAACACCAGUCCAUGGAUACAGGUUGACUUCGUUGGCACAGUCACCAUCACUGGUCUGAUCACCCAGGCGAGCGGAGAUUACACAUAUUGGGUGACGGAGUACCAAGUGACGUACAGCGAAGAUGGUCAGUCCUGGAAUAACGUGACUGAUGCAGACGGCACACCAAUAAAGUUCCCUGGUAACAAGGACAUGAACACACUGGUUACUACUCGCCUGCCGUUUGCCUUGCGCACCAGAAUCCUGCGCAUUCACCCAACGGAAUGGAACAACUAUUGCUGCAUGAGGUUUGAAGUGAUUGGCUGCUAUUAAGUCAGACUCAUUACAUUGCCGAUGAGUGAGUCAAGUGAUUUCAACGUCAAAAGGUAGCUCUGUCGUAGAAAAAAAACCGAACAUAUUCAUGCUUGUAAAUACCGGCUCUACUCAAGAAUUAUUCGGUAGCUUGAAUGAAAUUUGAUGAAUAUUUAUUAGUUCUUUUUUUUUCUUCUUAAAAUUUGUGAAUGUACAUUACUGAUGCAUUUAAAAUGCAUACUGGUUAAUCGUUAGUCAGUGUGUACGUAUAUAUAAUUAGCUGAUUGGUAAGACUUAGAGUGAAAACAAACCCUGGGAGUACACUUUAAAAAGAAAGGCAAUUCUCCAAAGAAAUCUUGACCGUCCUAGAGCAAGCUUGCUUUUUCCUGUGUACUUUAAGGACAUAAUAUAAGUUAAGAACAUGACAACGAAUAAGAGAAAUGUUAUGUACGAAUUGAAGAAAGAAAUAUUAUGUGUUAGUUGCUAGAAGGUACGGUGUUUUUACAAAGAAUUAGUAUGGGAGAAAUUAUUGUCCUGAAAUUUUGUAAUUCGGAAAAAAAGCAUUUGAGAAACACUCGCUCUAUUUAUUUCAUAUCAAGCCCAAAUCUGGGGGCGGAUGAAGCCCCUGAGCUUCUGAUAAUGUUAUGAUACCAGUAAAAUUGGGCCCAAAGAAAAGAAAAAUAAUUCUAAAGUUCCUAUAUUCUCAAACAGUGUUAUAGAAUGGCGGGGAAAGUAUCGUAGAUUUCACAAUGUUCAGGGCGGGGG